Molecule: messenger RNA, 3952 nt
Organism: Bursaphelenchus xylophilus (pine wood nematode)
Lineage: Eukaryota; Metazoa; Nematoda; Chromadorea; Rhabditida; Aphelenchoididae
Source: the annotation of a GenBank genome assembly
AUGAAAUUUUUGCGUACACCUGUGAAGGUGUGUAUCUUAUAUUUAGUGGUAAGUCAAAGUAUGUAUAAUAGAAUGGCUAUGUAUAUGUAAUAAUAUAUUUUUCAGACAUUUUCGGCCGCAGUAACCAUCCCGAGCUACAUCGGUAUGCUUUUCACGGGGCCUUGCACUUUGCUCAAGAGGAGUUUGAGGAAUGAACAGUUGACACAGCGAUGUGUUUCCAUCGCAUUGGCAAACAUAGUGAGUCUAUUCUCCAAAAAAAAUAUACUGCUCCACAAAAUGAUAGACGCACCCUUUUUUUACCGAUUAUCUUCCUUAUACUAAAUGAUAUCCAAAAAUGUUCAACAGAUGAAAUGUGGCUUAUAAAACGAGAAAUCAUGUCCCAUAACGAUUUUGGAACAAAAUUUUGUCUUGACUGAAAUUUUGAAAUUUUUUGAUUUUUAGGCUCCACAAAAUGAUAGACGCACUUGAAUAAUUUUUGAUCUUUUAAAACAAAUUUUGAGUCAACCUGCUCUUGUCGCACUUCCCCGUGUUCUCUGUAGUGUUAAGAAGGCUAUUACAUUCAUAUCCGCCGUACUUAAUCGACGCAGUGGCCUCAUGGGCCAUCUGCGACCUUGUACAUGAGAUAAACAUUAGUUUUGAAAAAACCCCCGAUUAACGACUUAUUUUCUCCAAGAAACAGCUUAGAUUACUUGUAGUAACUACAAGUUGUAAAAUAAACCAACACCGAUUCGUUUGAAUUCAUUUAAUCGACCAAUAAGUUACCGUAUACCUUCUACAGUAACCUUCAAAAGCCCUAAAAGCACAGAAAAUUACUAUCCAUGGCAACUUUUUGCUCAGAACAUCAAACUCAGCAUGCUAAAAAACCUAUACUCCCCGUACAAUGUUUUGACCCCCCUCCUAACUCCGUCCAAAGUGUACUAAUUCGGACCAAAUUUGGUAUGUAGUAUACUCACAGGCUAGUAACAAAAAAUAACAUAGCAGGACGUACCUUAUAGUUGAAUUUCAAAAGCUAGGGGCAAUUUUCAAAAAUCACCUUAAAAAAUCGGGGAAAAAGUUUUGACCCCCCUUAACAAAAAGUUAGAUAUCGCCAGCGGAUGCCACGCAAACUUAUUGUAUUCGACGUCCCAUACCUGAAUACAGGUGAAUAUAUGGUUUUCCGUUGAAUGCUUCGUUGCAUUUGAGGAUUCAACGCGUUAAACCGUUUUUGAUGUAGAGCUGCCCAAAAUUGUAAAAAUCUUGCCCUAGCGCUUUCCUAGAGCUCUAAAUUGGGUUUAUAUUAUGUGCUUUAGUCCUGUAUUUACCUUCUCCUUUCAAUAAAAGUGCAUGGUGGCCUGGCGGUGUAGAUUCGGCAGAUACCCUCUUGUCAUGCUCAGCCUUGGUGAGCCAUUUGCUCUUUGACUCAAGGUCGAGAUGUGGUCGUUAGGUCCUCAAUGUAAUCCUGAGACUCCUAGUUACUCUCAGUAAUGUAAAAUGUUUUGAUUUGACACGUUUUGUAAUGGGUUUCAUUCACCUUAACCUUAACUUUGCCGUUACUGUAGAUGACCCCGAGUACUACUACAUCCCCAACUCCCAUUUGGCGUUUCAUACGUCUCAAAUGAGUAUGGUGGGUGCUGUAGCGUCUUAAAUUACCUGGUCCAUCAAAUGAAAGCCGUUUUUGGUGGCUAAAAAGCCAUUUGAAAAACGCGGGUUUUUCGUUAAGGUGCAGAUCGGCGAAGUUGCGCCUGCAAACCAUAGCAGACCGUGUCAGCCGGAGUUUAUUCUUUGUUUGAGAGUAUCUAGGAGUCUCAGGAUUACACUGAGGACCUAACGACCACAUCUCGACCUUGAGUCAAAGAGCAAAUGGCUCACCAAGGCUGAGCAUGACAAGAGGGUAUCUGCCGAAUCUACACCGCCAGGCCACCAUGCACUUUUAUUGAAAGGAGAAGGUAAAUACAGGUCUAAAGCACAUAAUAUAAACCCAAUUUAGAGCUCUAGGAAAGCGCUAGGGCAAGAUUUUUACAAUUUUGGGCAGCUCUACAUCAAAAACGGUUUAACGCGUUGAAUCCUCAAAUGCAACGAAGCAUUCAACGGAAAACCAUAUAUUAACCUGUAUUCAGGUAUGGGACGUCGAUUACAAUAAGUUUGCGUGGCAUCCGCUGGCGAUAUCUAACUUUUUGUUAAGGGGGGUCAAAACUUUUUCCUCGAUUUUUUAAGGUGAUUUUUGAAAAUUGCUCCUAGCUUUUAAAAUUCAGCUAUAAGGUAGGUCCAGCUAUGUUAUUUUUUGUUACUAGCCUGUGAGUAUACUAAAUACCAAAUUUGGUCCGAAUUAGUACACCUUGGACCGAGUUAGGAGGGGGGUCAAAACAUUGUACGGGGAGUAUAGGUUUUUUAGCAUGCUGAGUUUGAUGUUCUGAGCAAAAAGUUGCCAUGGAUAGUAAUUUUCUGUGCUUUUAGGGCUUUUGAAGGUUACUGUAGAAGGUAUACGGUAACUUAUUGGUCGAUUAAAUGAAUUCAAACGAAUCGGUGUUGGUUUAUUUUACAACUUGUAGUUACUACAAGUAAUCUAAGCUGUUUCUUGGAGAAAAUAAGUCGUUAAUCGGGGGUUUUUUCAAAACUAAUGUUUAUCUCAUGUACAAGGUCGCAGAUGGCCCAUGAGGCCACUGCGUCGAUUAAGUACGGCGAAUAUGAAUGUAAUAGCCUUCUUAACACUACAGAGAACACGGGGAAGUGCGACAAGAGCAGGUUGACUCAAAAUUUGUUUUAAAAGAUCAAAAAUUAUUCAAGUGCGUCUAUCAUUUUGUGGAGCCUAAAAAUCAAAAAAUUUCAAAAUUUCAGUCAAGACAAGAAAAGUUUCCCAAAUCGCUAUGGGACAUGCUUUCUCGUUUAAUUUGCCACAUUUCAUCUGUUGAACAUUUCUGGAUAUCAUUCAAUAUAAGACAAAUAAUCGCUAAAAACAAGGUGCGUCUAUCAUUUUGUGGAGCAGUAUAUUCCCCUACUUGCUAUCAGUUUGUCGGAAAAAUAAUGUGGAUUUCGGCUCGUCGCAAUCGCGCACCAAAUCUCCAGCCGCGGCUACGCGUCGCACAGCUGUGAUGGCCAUUAUUUUCCCGACAGACUGACAGCAUGUAGGGGAAUAUUUUUUCUCACAAUCAGUCUGUCGGGAAAAUAAUGAGCACUAUGUCGCGGCGCCGAUCCUCGUCGCUGAAGUAAAAAGCAAUUUGAUUUUGUCGCAUUACCAUUAAUUUCCUCGGCAAUGCGAUUUUAUAUGCGACAGAGUGCUCAUUAUUUUCCCGACAGGCUGAUAUUCGGCGCAAAAAGUCAUGAGAAAUUUUUUGGUUCUCUGCCGAGGCGAGCCAUUUUUUUGAUGCCAAAAAUCCACAUUAUUUUCCCGACUGACUGAUACCGGUCUGUCGGGAAAAUAAUGAGCACAAUGUCACUGAAGUAUAAAAUCGAUUUGAGUUUCUCGCGACACAACUAAUUUUCUCUUCAGCGAUGCGAUUUUCGAUGCGACAGAGUGCUCAUUAUUUUCCCGACAGACAGAUUGCUGUACCGGUUUUUCAAGCUACGAUAACAUUUUAUAACGAGAUUCUUUCAGCUACCCGUCUCGUCCAUUGCGCUCUACUUUCUAAUAAGCUGGUGUAGAAGAACGAAAAAAGACCUUCAAACGUCCUCCGCGAAGAUCGUUCGCUUUUACAAUUUGGCCGACGAAUCCGACGAUGACUCCGAUUCUGAAUCCGAAUUUGAUUCUGACGACGAAUUUGACGUUGAAUACGAGCCGGAUGACUCCGAUGAGGAGUCUGAUGACGACUCCGAUGAGUCCGAUGACGAUGAGUUCGACUAUGACCUUGACGAAGAUGUGCAAGCACAUUUUCAUCCUGUUGUUCUUUUCUUAAAGGCGGUCCUCUUGAUAUUAAUGGGAAUGCUUGUUCUAGCAAAUAGUUUUGUUGUUUUAAACGCGAUCCUUAUCGGUUCAUAA